Messenger RNA from Pistacia vera, 2865 nucleotides. RefSeq names its product disease resistance protein RGA2-like. NCBI's taxonomy places the organism in Eukaryota, Viridiplantae, Streptophyta, Magnoliopsida, Sapindales, Anacardiaceae. Gene Ontology annotation, biological process: defense response to other organism. The coding region runs from base 1 to 2865 and encodes 954 amino acids. The transcript has a single exon. The record is from RefSeq and is a predicted model, not a curated record. Gene Ontology annotation, molecular function: ADP binding.
AUGGCUAGAGCUAUUGUUUCCUGUCUCCAAAAGUAUCUGGUUUCACUCAUUCCCGAAUGGAUACAGCAGGAGACGAGGCUAGUCGUUGGUGUUGACGAAGAAGUUAAAAAGCUCACAAGCAAUCUUGACGCUAUAGAAGCUGUGCUCCUUGAUGCAGAGGAGAGAGAAGUGAAGGAGAGAGACGUCAGACUUUGGUUAGAUCGGCUCAAGUACAUGUCUUAUGACAUUGAAGACGUGUUGGAUGAGUGGAACUAUGCUGUGCUGAAACAGCAAAUUGAGGGGGUUCCUCCUAAGAAGGUACAUCUUUCCUCUCCCUCUUCCUCUUCGUACCAACAAGCAGGGUUACGUCUUGAAAUUGCGGUCAAGAUAAAGGAAUUCAAUGAAAAGUUAGAUGUCAUUGUGAAACAAAAAGAUAUGUAUGAUUUUAAAGUGAGUAGAAGUGUUGGGAAGUUUGAACGAGUACAAAGUACCUCAUUUGUUGAUGUGUCCAAUAUAUGUGGUCGAGUUGAGGAAAAGAAUACUUUAGUAUGCAUGUUGUGUGAGACUAGUGACCAACACCCCCAUAUCAUCUCUAUUAUAGGGAUGGGGGGAAUUGGUAAGACUACUGUUGCUCAAUUUGCUUCUAAAGACAAUGAGGUGAUAAAUAACUUUGAUAAAGUAAUUUGGGUGUGUGUGUCAGAACCUUUUGAUGAAUAUAGGAUAGCCAAAGCAAUCAUUGAGGCUCUAGAAGGUUUUAGUUCAAAUUUAGGUGAAUUGGAAUCGCUUUUUCAACGUAUUAGUAGAUCUAUUGCUGAAAAGAAAUUUUUGCUUAUCUUGGAUGAUGUGUGGUCAGAUGACUACAAAAAAUGGGAGCCAUUAUAUUGUUGUUUGAAGAAUGGUCUCCAUGAUAGUAAAAUUUUGAUUACUACACGUAAGGAAUCAGUGGCACAUAUGAUGGAAUCAAUUGACACUAUUGCUGUCAAAGAAUUGCCCGAUGAAGAAUGUUGGUUGAUGUUUAAGCGAUUUGCAUUUUUUGGUAGGUCUCAAGCGGAGUGUGAAAAUCUAGAAGAGAUUGGCAAGAAAGUUUUAAACAAGUGCAAAGGUUUGCCUCUUGCUGUAAAGACUAUUGGUAGUCUUUUGUGCUUUAGACAAACUAGAGAAGGGUGGCAAAAUAUCUUAGAUAGUGAUUUGUGGAAACUUGAAGUGUUUGAAAAAAAUAUUUUCGGUCCUCUACAAUUGAGUUAUAAUGAUUUGCCUUUCAAGAUAAAACGAUGUUUCACAUAUUGUGCCAUCUUUCCAAAGGACCAUAACAUAGAAAGAGAUUAUUUGAUUAAAUUAUGGAUGGCUCAUGGUUAUCUCAAACAAGAAGGAAAUGAUGUAAUGGGGAUAGUUGGUCAAGAGUACUUUGACUACUUAGCAUCACGCUCAUUGUUCCAGGAUUUUGUAAAAGAUGAUCACGAUAAUAUCGUUGGAUGUAAGAUGCACGAUUUAGUACAUGACUUUGCUCAAUUCUUGACUAAGAAUGAAUGUCUCCACAUAGAAGUUAAUGGUCUUAAAGAGCCAAUCAUAAACUCUUCUUAUCAUGAGCAAGUUUUUCAUUUGAUGGUAACAGGUCAUGAUGAUGAAAGGACUCCAAUUCCUUUAUCUAUUUGUAGUCUCAAAAGGCUGCGUAGUUUCAUACUUGAUAAGGAAGCUCCCUUGUUCAUUACGUUGCCUUCUAAUAUGUUCACAAAAUUAUUUGGUGAAUUGACAUGUUUAAAGGCAUUAACUAUUUCCUUUAUUGGACGAGACUUUCCGAAAGGGAUAGAAAAAUUGAUACAUUUGAGAUAUCUUCAUUUGGUCAAUCGAGGAAUGAGAAAACUUCCUGAAGAAUUAUGUGGAUUAUAUAAUUUGCAAACUUUAGACGUUAAUGAAUGUCAACAUCUGCAAGAAUUACCUCAAGGGAUUGGAAAAUUAAUAAAUCUAAGGCAUCUAGAAAAUGAUCCGGUCUAUGAUCUAAGAUACAUGCCAAUAGGAAUUCAAAGGUUGACUAAUCUUCGAACCUUAAGGAAAUUCUUUGUUGGUAAUGAUGAUAAAGCAUGCAGCCUUGAAGGUUUGAAAUAUCUUAACCCAUAUGGAGAUUUGUGUAUAGAUAAGUUAGGAAAUGUAUCAAAUGUGGAUGAAGCUAGAAGAUUAGAGCUCAAGAAUCAGAAAAACCUCCUUCAUUUGACUCUGGAUUUCAGAAAAGACGAAGAAGAGUGGACAAAUGAGGAUGACGAAUUAGAAGAAGACGAAGGAGAGAGGACGAAUGAGGAUGAUGAAUCAGAGGAAGACGAAGGAGAGAGGGCAAUUGAGGAUGAUGAAGCAGAAGAAGAUGGAGAGAGGACGAAUGAGGAUGAUGAAACACUUCUUGAAAUCUUACAACCACCUUUAAAUUUGGAGAAAUUACAUAUAUGGAAUUACAGAGGCAACACUAUUUCACCCAACUGGAUGAUGUCCUUAUCCAAGCUCAAGGACUUAAAACUCUCUAACUCCAUAAACUGUAAGCAUUUGCCUCCCUUGGGAAAAUUGUCAUCCCUUGAAUCUUUGUGUAUAUAUUCUAUGAGGAGUUUGAAAAGAGUGAGUAAUGAAUUUUUGGGAAUAGAAAGUGAUGGCACAUCUUCAUCAUUUAUUUUCUUCCCCAAAUUGAAAACUCUCGCUUUUCGUUAUAUGAAUGAAUGGGAAGAGUGGGAUUAUAAGAUUACAAGAAAGGGAGAUGAAGAAGAUGAUAUUAAAAUCAUGCCAUCUCUUGUUUCCUUGGAAAUUUGGGACUGCCCCAAAUUGAAGGCACUGCCAGCCCACCUUGGUCAGAAUACAGCAUUGAAAAAACAUAUUGGGUACUGUCCUCUGCUUGGCUACCCUUGGUGA